AUGGACAGACCGUCAGCUCCAUUUACCCAAUUCGAAGUCUUCUAUUCAACACAGUCGUUCUUAACACUCAAAGACGUCCAACGUCUUCCCGAAGAAGAUGUCGACUUUCUAAGACACAACCGAUGCUUCCACCUUCCAUCGCGAAACGUCCAAGAAGAAUUCAUUUACCAAUAUUUCCUAUACCUACAUCCUUACUAUCCUCUCAUAAAUGAGAAAGACUUUUGGGAUAUGUAUCUCGACCGAGAUACUGAUGGCGCGACAAAGAAGACAAUGCCACUGCUUGUUUUCCAAGCCAUGCUAUUUUCGGCAUCUUCGUUUGUCUCUUCAGCUGUACUCAAGAAUGCAGGGUACACAAACGUCAAAGUCGCGAGGAGUAUCUUUUAUCGUCGGGCAAAGUUACUCUUUGAUCUCGGAGUGGAGACGGACGCCUUCACCAAAGCCCAAGCAGCUCUCCUUCUCACCUUUCAAUUCUCAUCCGUCGAACCACAUGCAGGAAGUACAUGGCUCGCAAUUGGCAUACAAAACGCGAUAGUCGCUCAAGCACACAAUUUCCAGGCUCCAGGCGCUAGUACUGAGCAUAAAAAGAAAAGAAAAAUGCUAUGGUGGUCGUUAUUCUGGAGAGACAGAGUAGUCACCCUGGGCUUACGCAAACCACUUCAGAUUACGUCUUCCAGCUUCAAUGUCAACAUUGAGCCUGUCACUGCAGAUGAUCUAGUAGACGAAUUGGACUGCUCUUCGGUUUACGAUCAUAGUACCAAGAAACAUUUGGCCGACAUACUCACGUUUCAAUGUCGCCUGGCUAUCAUCCUGACAGAGAUAUUGUCUAUCUGUUAUGGCCCCAACGCGUUCGACUUGACGUACUCUCUGGAUAACUUUGACAGGACUUUAGCGAGGAUUCGGACCGCUCAGAUGGAUCUGGAUAAUUGGAGAAAUGAGGCAGAGCAAACCGUGAAGCCAUUUCUGAGUAGGCCAGAUGUUCAUCGCUCAACGACACUAAUCUCUAGUGUGAUAUACAUAUAUGCCUAUGCUGCUCAGAUAGCCUUGGGGAACCACGAGGCGAUGAUGAUUGAGCAGCGACAAAAAGGCGUAUCAAUCCUCGAUGACUCUGUGUUAAGAGGCAUCGGCAAGAGCAUCAAUAGCGCGACAACAGAGACUACAAAAUUGGUCAGAUUCAUUGUCCAAGAAGGACUUACCCAGCAUCUACCAAUCUCAGCAAUCGCAUACAUCGCCUUCCCUCUGAUGCUAAGCUCUCUCGAUGAGAUAAUGUCACCUCGAGAUCGGGAAACAGACCACGAAGAGCUAUUAACGAGAUAUCAUGCUCAAGCCAUGCACUUGUGUAGUCAACGUUUUGAAGGUGCUGCGGACAUUAGUAGGAUGAUUACGCAAAUCGUUCAGUCAACGCCCGUUCAAUUACCGCUUCGCCCAAAAUCGACCAAGUCCGAAAGCCAGUCAAGACCCACAACAGAAGAGUCAAUGACGAUAAAGGGUCUCACGGCAUACUGGGAUGACUUGUUUGUCACGCGCAACUACAUGAAGCUUCGUCUGUCGCUCGAUUAUGCUCUCAUUACUGGUAGACCACCCAGCUCUACCGAUAUUCCCUCUUGGCUUCUUCGGGACUCCGCGAUCAAGUUCUCAGCAGUUAGCCCAAUAAAUAGCCUUUCUGCUAUCACACUGCACCGGCCACGCAAGCGAAGGGCAUCUGAAGGUGUCACUGGUUCACCAAAAGUGAUGGAACUUGGCGAAAAGACAAUUGCCUCUGGGAUAGACACAUGUAGUGAUGGAACACCACAAUACCACGUCGCACGGGCAGAAGAAAGAUGUACAAUUUCGCGACCAUUCUUCGACUACGACACAAUUUGGGCAGCGAGCCUGUUUGAAGAGAUAGCGGAUGAGAUCUGGUCAUGA
Messenger RNA from Fusarium venenatum, 1905 nucleotides. RefSeq lists its product as uncharacterized. The record is from RefSeq and is a predicted model, not a curated record. NCBI's taxonomy places the organism in Eukaryota, Fungi, Ascomycota, Sordariomycetes, Hypocreales, Nectriaceae. Gene Ontology annotation, molecular function: DNA binding; zinc ion binding. Gene Ontology annotation, biological process: DNA-templated transcription.